AUCACGCUCUCUGUCUGUAUAUACUUCCUCGGGGUCCUCCAGAUUCUGCGUCUGCUCUGCGAGGGAGGGGGUGCGGGGCGUCGGUUUCCUGGACGCUCUCCGUCUCUCGCCCGGCGCGCGAGGAGGGGGGGAGCUUCGCGCGGAGGGUGGGUGGCGGCGGCGGCGGCGGCUUCGCGUGCAUGGAGGCUUCUGCUAAGAUGGAGCCACUUGAACCUGAAGAUGGUGAUGGACACCAAUCAGAUGCUACAGAUGAUGACUCACCACCGCGUAUAUGCAUUGGAAAAGCUUACCAGGCAGAGAUCCCUAAUCUGGCCACAGAGGAUGAGCGUCGCCAGUACAUGAGCAACACACCUGAUAGUUGCAUGGCACUUGGUUAUGAUUGCCCUAUACCAAUUAUGUGGGCAUCGUCAAGUGAAUCCAAUAAGAAGGAUGAGGAAAUGCAAAUGCAUAAUUCUUCAGAAACCAAAAUUACAGCAAGUAACAGAGAUGUGUAUAGCCAAAUGACCUCGAUUUGCCCAAUCAGUAAUAACACAGUCGAACACUGUUCAACAUAUCAUGAUCAACAUCCAGAGCUACCAGUUGAUCAGAAAGUAUCUGAUACUCAACAAGGACAUGACGAUAAAUUAGCACCAUGUUCCACUCAAGGGGGUCUAAACUUCACUGAUAAAGCCACAACAGAUCAAGGAGAAAUUGAUCAAUUAAUUCCAGUGCCUAACUCAUCCACUUCCGUUUGGAGUGAUCAGGAAGCAGACUUGUUUCUCCUUGGUCUCUACAUUUUUGGCAAAAAUCUGCUGCUGUUGAGCAGAUUUAUAGGUAGUAAGACUGUCGGGGAUGUGCUUUCCCACUAUUACGGAAAUUUCUACAAAAGAGAAGCGUAUAAAAGAUGGUCAGACUGCAGAAAAGCAAGAAUCAGGAGAUGCAUUCUUGGGGAACGCAUUUUUAUAGGUUGGCGAAGGCAGGAGCUUAUAUCUCGCCUUAAAUCUAAAAUCCUUCAAGAAGAUCAUGAUCUGUUGGAUGAGAUGUUCAAAUCUUUCAAUGAAGGCCAAACAUCAUUAGCGGAUUUUGUCUUUAAUCUGAAAUCCACUGUUGGAACAGAAGCUUUUGUUGAGGCAGUUGCGAUUGGUAAAGGGAAGGAUGAUUUGACUGGAUUUGUUAUGGACCCAUCUAAACCAAACCAUGUCCUUUCUAUUCAACCUGGCAUGCCUGCAGGCAAAGAUUGUUCCUCUCUUGCUUCAGAAGAUAUAAUCAAAUUUUUAACAGGUGAUUUCAGAAGAAGCAAAACAAGAUCAAACGAUCUUUUUUGGGAAGCUGUCUGGCCUCGUUUGCUUGCAAGAGGAUGGCACUCAGAGAAGCCAAACGAUGUCAGCACAACCAAGAAUUGCCUUGUAUUUAUUGUGCCUGGUAUCCAAAGGUUUUCAAGAAGUGAACUCACUAAAGGCACUCAUUAUUUUGACUCUGUCAGUGAUGUCCUUAAGAAAGUGGUAGCAGACCCUGUUCUUCUUGAGCUAGAGGUUGAUGAAAUGGGCAAUCCUGUUACUGCUGAUAAUAAUGGCUGUGAUGCCGAGAUGAAACUGAACCAAGAUGUCCCUUCGGAUGGCUACAACGAGCCUCCAAAGUUUACAAUAAUUGAUACUAGCUUGGUCCAAGGGGAAGAGCCCUCACAAGUGAGGGAGCUGAGGAACUUACCUGCUGAUGCAAAUAUUAGUUUUGGUCCUUUGCAUAAUUCACAUGAUAUGCUGAGUGACAGUUCCUCAGAUGAACAUGACACAGAUGACAUAUCUCCAAAUUACGAGGAACCAUAUGCACGAGUUGCAGCUGAUGGAAAUGGCACCGAAAUGGUUUCAGCCAACAACGCAGAUAAUGGAAAGCAAGCGGACUCUUUUCAAAACAUGGCAGCUACAUCAUGUUCAGUUUUUCCUGUUAAUGGCCAUUCUUCUAACGGUAAUGUUGACACAAUUGGUGUGACAAGCUUCUUUUCCCAGAAAUCAAAAAAUGAAAAGCGCAAAUACUUAUCCCCAGUGACAAAGCGCAGAAGACUAACUAGCUGUAGCAAUGACCAGACCAGUCGACGGGGAUUUUCUUUCUCAAAAGGCGUUGGUUUAGAAAAAGAGAAAGUCAAGCUUCCAUCAACAUCAUCAAGACCAACUGCUAUUGAUGCUGGUGCUACUUUUCAAUCCAAAUCACUUGCGAGCUGUUCUUCCAAGGAGAAGCCAUCUAAGCAGAUAGUGGAUGCAUCAAACUCUCAUGCCAAUGACAGGUCAAAUGAGAAGAUGAAUGUGGCGAAGCCAAAUGAGAAGCCAUCUGGGCGUAAGGUAGAUACACUGGCUUCUGUUCAUUCAAAGACCACCGUUGAGGCUACACAACCUGCCAAAGGAGCAGCUCAGACCACCGUUGAGGGUACACAUCCUGCCAAAGGAGUAGCUCAGUCUAGUGAUUUGGUUAUUCGGGCUAAACCGGAGGCACAACAGGAUGAUAAGACUAUCACAAGUGUACACACCCCUUCAUCGGACAAUCACGGUAGCGUCGUCAAGAAUAAGGAAGCUCCUUCUAAUUCAAACACUCAGACGAUUCAUGACGCUCCGGAAACAACAAGAGGAGGCCCUGCUAGCCCUCAGCAGCCCGAUCCUCAGGCGCCCUCACAGGCGAUGAAUCCUCGGAGGCAAGGAACCAGAGUCAGGCCUCCCACGGCAAGAGCCCUUGAAGCGGUCGCCUUUGGGCUCCUCGGAGGCGGGAAGCGCAAGGCUGACCCCAGAAGCCCUACUGGAACAAGCAGGCCUCGUCAGCGAGCUCGCAAGUCCACCAAGGAGACAGCUUCCAUGUCUACCAGCAGUGACACCGAGAAGUCGAGCAUGGACUCUGGAGCUCGCCAAUGAGCUUGCUUGUUCGAGUGCUCGCAGACAGACGAAGGUGCCAUUUCGACCAUUGCGGGUGAUCCUGCACCAACCUUGAAGAAGGAAGAAGAACAUCAGGUGACAUUCAGCAUGCAGGCGCAAAGGUGAGCUGCUGGCCCUGUCGUGGCCUAAUUUAGACUUUAGAGGGAGUUGUGUUGUUACUGGAGAGGAAAAGGAAGAGAAAAAGAGACAGAGAGAGAGAUAGAUGCACACCGUACUUAGAAAAUUCAUUCUGUGAUUAACAACAGGUUUUCAAUGUUUUUCGAUGAUGCGCAGAUCAUCCUUGGGAUGUUGCUUGGACUAGCUUGAUGAUAGUAGUAGGAGCAGCAAGUGACUUGGUCCGUUUUACCAUCCUUUUUACCAUGUCAUGCGACUGUCAGUAAUGGUCUCCGUGCGUUGCCUUCUUUUGUUCAUUUUCUCGGUUUCUCCUGCCCCUGUAGUUUGUGCAUUGCUUUCGGUCCAGCAAUGGCAAGGAAGCCCUAUAGGAGCUGCUAUCGUUCUGAGCUUGCUGUGGCUUUCUUUCUUUCGAUCUCUCCUUUUAAUUAUUUUUUUCUUGUGAGGAGUUGCUGUUGCUUUCUGUUUCUGGAGCUCGGCUUGAUCUGCAAUGUGCAGACGGUGCAGUGCUGGAGCCCGAUGUCAAAAUUCAUAGCUAGGAUUGGUCUUUUGAAAUGGCUUUUUGAAUGGAGUACUUUUUUUUUAUUGAAAUGGAGAGUAGGUGCUGCUCUAAGGCCACUCCUAAUGUAAAUUUUAUUUUCAUUAAAUAGGGCGACGUAUCGAUACUUUUUA
Messenger RNA from Oryza brachyantha (malo sina), 3677 nucleotides. RefSeq lists its product as uncharacterized. The transcript has 3 exons. Gene Ontology annotation, cellular component: nucleus. The record is from RefSeq and is a predicted model, not a curated record. Gene Ontology annotation, molecular function: transcription corepressor activity. NCBI's taxonomy places the organism in Eukaryota, Viridiplantae, Streptophyta, Magnoliopsida, Poales, Poaceae. The coding region runs from base 180 to 2873 and encodes 897 amino acids.